ACAAGUUACAGCGAACCUCAACCGCACUCUACAUUCCCCUCCAAACCUCCAGACACUUUACAGGCAAACUCACUGAGAAACUACCAAUUAUGGCUGUCCGCGCACAAUUCGAAAACUCCAACGAAGUUGGUGUCUUCUCUACACUUACAAACGCAUAUGCGAUUGUCGCAGUCGGCGCGAGUGAGAACUUCUACAGUGUCUUCGAAGCUGAACUACAAGACGUCAUUCCCAUUUGCCAUGCCACUAUUGCAGGAACUAGAAUAGUUGGCAGACUGACAGCUGGAAACAAGAAAGGCCUCCUCGUCCCCACCACAACUACCGACCAAGAACUCCAGCACCUUCGAAAUUCCAUACCCGACGAAGUUAAAAUCCAGAGAAUAGAAGAGCGUCUAUCAGCCCUCGGCAACGUAAUAUGUUGCAACGACCAUGUCGCACUUGUACACCCGGAUAUUGAGCGAGAGACGGAGGAGAUAAUAGCAGAUGUAUUGGGUGUUGAGGUUUUCAGGCAAACAAUCGCAGACAACGUCCUGACCGGUAGCUACAUGGCAUUAAGCAACCAGGGCGGUAUCGUGCACCCCAAGACGAGCAUUCAGGACCAAGACGAGCUGUCGAGUUUGCUACAGGUGCCUCUGGUGGCUGGUAGUGUGAACCGUGGUAGCGCUGUUGUCGGCGCGGGCAUGGUCGUCAACGACUGGAUGGCCGUGACUGGUCUUGAUACUACCGCGACCGAACUCUCAGUCGUCGAAUCUGUCUUCAGGUUGGGCGAGGGCAACGGUCCCGCCAACAUCAACACCACAAACAAGGACACCAUGGUGGAGUCUUUCUACUGAACGUGCUUUUACACGACUGUACGAAUUUUCUCAUUCUUUGCUGUCCAGGAGUAUGGCGCAUAGCGGCCUCUCGCACUCCGAGGCAUUCAAAAUGAAGCCCUAGGGGCACAGAAAAUGCGAGGAUAUAGGACGUCAAUCUUCUAGCCGCACUGGAAAGUAACCGUGUUUUGCUCAGUAUCUUUUGUGUGAGCAGCUGUCUGCUGUGCGUAGACAGCGCAUGCGCGUUUGCAUGGGCACUUUAGGAUGGAUACUGGAAGAUUGAAUCAAAUCAUAGUUGAUGCUGUAAA
Molecule: messenger RNA, 1117 nt
Organism: Pyrenophora tritici-repentis Pt-1C-BFP
Lineage: Eukaryota; Fungi; Ascomycota; Dothideomycetes; Pleosporales; Pleosporaceae
Product: TIF6, Translation initiation factor 6 (eIF-6)
Biological process (GO): ribosomal subunit export from nucleus; maturation of LSU-rRNA; cytosolic ribosome assembly
Cellular component (GO): preribosome, large subunit precursor; nucleolus; cytosol
Molecular function (GO): ribosomal large subunit binding
Source: RefSeq, a predicted model, not a curated record